AUGAUAAAUAAUAAUCAUUCACCAAGAAAUCCUCUUGGAUUUUUUUCACUUCUCAACAAUGAUCAACCAAACAACAACACCACCACCUCCAUUUCAAGCACAAGUACCACUACUUCUGCCAAUCAUGUUUUAUCAUCACCAAACAAGUCCAAACAGCAGGCUGAAGAAACCCAUGAAAAGUAUAUGGUUUCAUACAAGGUAUCUGAAUGUUCAAAACAUUUAACUUGUAAAAAUGAUAGAGAUUGUUUCUUUUAUCACAAAAUCGAAGAAAAGAGAAGAUGUCCAUUUGAUCUAAAUGGAAACUUAGUUUAUUCCCACCUCCUUUGUCCAGAAAAAUGUGAUAAAGUUAAUUGUAAAUUUUCACAUAAUGAUGUAGAAGUUAUGUACCAUCCAACAAUCUAUAAAACCAAGAUGUGUAAUGAUUUCGCGAGUAGCACAAAUAAGUGUAAAAAGGGACGUUGGUGUGCCUUUGCCCAUGGUGAAUUGGAUCUUCGUGUUGUGUCUAGAUCAGAUGGAGGAGUGAAUGGUUCAAAUGUAUCUUCAUCGCCAUCAAGAGUAUCACCAACUUCCAAGCAAUCCCAUCACAAUGGAAGCAGUCCAUCAAAGUCACCUUAUUCUGGUAAAUCCAUUGGUAAUAAUAAUAAUAAUAAUGGAAGAUUCUCAAAGUCCAACAACAAUAAUGGUCACAGCCACAACAAUAAUAGUCAUAGCAACAACAUUAAUAAUUCCAACAAUGGUUUAUUAUUCAAUCAAUCACCAACAUUAUUAACAACUAAUAUUUCAAAUUCUAAAUAUUAUCCUGAUCAUUAUGAUCCAAUUGCUAUUGGUAAUUUAUUAAGUAAUGAUAUAAUUAGAUUUGGAACUUUAAAGAUUGAUAAAAAUGAUAAACCAUAUGCAUAUGUUGAUACAAAUAUGCUACCUGAAGAUAUAUUGGCAACAAUGGACGGUAUCAAGAAAGAAAAGAUUGGUAUUUUAAAUCAAUUUCAUAGAAAUCGUGCCAUGGAUGGUGAUAUUGUUGUUAUCAAGUUGGACGGUUUGGAUCAACAACCAUCACCACCAUCACAACCAUUACAAGAUUCAAACGAAAGUGAAAACUUGUUUAAAGAAUUGGCUGCUCUUGGAAAUGGCUCCAACUCGUCAUUGAGCAACGAACAAUCCAAUCAUCAAACCAUACCCAUUGGCAUUCAAGAAAAGUGGAGAACUGGUUCAGUUAUUGCAAUUUUAAAAUCCAAUCACAAGACUGUCUACUCGUGCACGUUUAACAAACAAGUUGGUGACGUGCUCUAUUUUACUCCAUUGUUGGAUAAAAAGGUUGAAUGUAUUUUGGUCAAACAUCCACAAAGAACCAUCUUUAAUCCUUCUCACUCUACAUUUUAUAAAAUUGAAACUCAACUCUUAUGGCCAACCAAUUACCCUUUUGUUAUUGGAGAAAUUAAAGAAACCUAUCAAUCUCAUGAUGAAUUGGAACAAGAAAUAAUGUCAUUAAGUUUAGAAAAUGGUUUAAAUGGUGAAUUCUCAGAGGCACUUCAAUUACAAGUUCUUGGCCUCAGAAACAAUAUAAAUACUGUCAAAAGAAAGGAUUUGCGUAACUUUCUUACUUUUUCGAUUCAUCCAAUCCAACAAGACAUUCCAGUUUGCUUUUCGUGUGAACUGUUACCAAAUGGAAAUGUUAAAUAUUAUACACAUAUUAUUGAUAUUACAAAUUAUAUUAAACCAAAAACAUUUACAGACAUUGAAGCAGCAAACCGUGGAUUUCACAUUGAUAUGGGAUCGUAUUCAUAUCCAUUACUACCAACCGAACUCAAAGAACAACUUUCACUGACACCUGGAAAGGACCAAUAUGCCAUCACCGUCGAUUGGGAGCUAUCAGAGAGUAACAUUGUCAAUACCAACAUUUAUUUUUCAGUCAUCAACUCCAAGUGUAACCUGACCUAUGCUCAAUGUCAAUCGUAUCUCGAACCCAAUGGUGUUAUCGUCGGCUCUCCAAACCAUGAUUUAGUGGAAUCUUUAAAGAGAAUGUUUACAGGAUUGAAUCAUUUCUAUUUGUAUUAUGCCAAGAAUACCUAUGAAUAUCCACCUGUCAACUUUAGUUCUCAAGACCACUCGUUUAUCUAUACCAUGGUGGAACAGAUGAAGGUCAUCUCCAACUAUAUCACUGGCAAUAUCACUCCUCUACCAAACCAUCAUUUUAUUUAUAAAUGUUCUACUACAACUCCUCCUGCUUCCAUCAUCGACGAACUAUUGGAUACUGCCAAGACUCACAACAUUGUCUUUCCUACCAUCUGUUCAAAGCAAAAGGAUACCAUCACACUACAAGAUAUCGUUGGAGAUUUAAAAUCUCAUUAUCCACAAGGUUUAAAUUAUUUUCUAUUUAAAAUUGUAAAAUUAAUUAAAUAUCUUGAAUCAUAUACAUUUGAUAAAAAAAGUUAUCAACAAUUCCCAUUUUAUUUGGAAAUCACUGAUCCAUUUAAAAGAUAUGGUGAUAUUUACAAUCAAAGAAUUUUGGCAUGUGCAUUGACCCGUUUACAACAACAAGAUGCUUCGGGCCCAAACAAACUACUAUCUCCAAUGGAGAUAUUUGAUAUCUUGCCACCAUCUCAGCCAACCGGUCAACAGCUUUUGGAUCAUUUGGAGAAAUGUAGAACAAGAACAGCAAAGUUGGAGAGACAGUAUCGUGUCGCUUGCUUUACUCAUCGUCUACGCGCCAAACCACUGUUUACCACCUCUACCAUUGUCGCCAUCACACAAGACAAGAUCGUCAAGCUUUGGGUUCCACUUUUAAGUGCCGUCUUUGAUUUGGAUAUGAAGAUGAUCAAUGGAUGUACAUCCAUGUGGAUGGAUCAAUCAAGCACACUUCAAACUCUAUGGGAUCAAAGAUUCAUUGGUAUUGAUUGCUCAGAUUUCAUUCCUCUCAAAUCAAAUCCAUUAUCACUUUCAACCAUCAAUCAGCCAAUUAAUAACAGCCACCACAACAACAACAACAACAGCAACAAUCAUCAUCAUCAUAACAACAAUAUUAGAAAGUCAUUGGAUGGUCAAAUUCAAAAACCACAAGAUUCACGUUUAAUGCCCAUCAGUUACAAACUCUAUGAUUCACUUCAAAUUCAAAUCUCGUCUCAUCAUAGUAGAAAGGUUAGAACAAACGAGUAUUCUUUGCAAUUCCUUUUCAACAAUGAUUUCUUGCCAUGGUGUAACGAUCAUUAUCAAAAGACUGAAUGUUUCAUCAACUCCAAGUCUAUUACACCAGUUGAUAAUUUCGAUACUGAAGUCGCCUAUAUCAACUAUUGGACCUCUAUCAUUGAUUUGAAUGCUUCUCUUAAUUCAUUACAUAAAUCAGAUUCAGUUUAUGCUCAUGAUUUAACAGUAUCUUGGAGUAAGAAAAAGAAGAAAUAUGUUGGUUCAUUCAAUUUGCCUGCCAAUCAAAUACCAAAGAACAACAAGAUUUGUCGUGGUGAUUUCCUUUGCCUUAGAUAUCUCGGUGAAGAGAAAACCAUUCUAUCAUUACAUGCAUUGAUUACCAAAUCAACAAAAGAUGAAAAGAACCUUGGAAUGUUACUUGUUAAAUUCUCUACUAGAUCUUCAAAAUUAACACAAAAACAUUAUUCAGUUGAAAUAAUAUUUAGAGAUGAAUUUCAUAGAAUGUUGGCAGACAGUGUACAAAAUAUGGUAAGUCCUUCUGAUGAGAUUCGUCAUUUGGUAUUGAAUUCUCUACGUUCCAAUACCGAUGGUUCAAGUAUUGUUAGAAAGGACUAUAGCCAUAACGAUUUUCAAGAUUUUCAAGGUGCAAUUGAUUCACUUCCAAUCAAACCAAAUCAAGAACAACUCGUUGCACUCCAUAGUUCACUCUUUAAUACUGCAACCAUCAUUCAAGGUCCAUCUGGUUCUGGAAAGACUGCUUUGAUAUCUAUUAUCACUUAUCUUGCGGUAGGUGAUUUCAAACAUCAAGGAUUCGUUCCAAAGGUUUUAAUUUGUGGUCCAAAUGAUUAUAGUGUUGAUGUAACAACCAAAUCUUUAUUAGAAUUAUUCCCAACUUUGAAGGUAUUAAGAGUUUAUCAUAGUUCACAGGAGACCAAUGGCCAUUUUGAUAAUGGAAUCUACUCUAUUCCAGAAGAUAUCAAAGGUAUCACUUUGCACCACAAAAUCAAUGAAAAAAGAUUAUCUCUAUCAACUUCAAGAGAUAGUUUAACUUCUUUAUAUUUAAAUGAUGCAAAUGUUAUUUGUUGUACUUCAUUGACAGCAACUGAAAAAAGAAUUAUUGAUUUAAAUAUACGUUGGGUCAUUAUUGAUAAUGCACAUCAAGAGCUUGAACCACAAUCAGUUGGUGCAUUGUCCAAAGCAAAUCAUUUUAUUCUUGUCGGUCAACCAACACCAGAUAUUCCAGCAAACCAAGUAUUGAUCAAAUCAAAAGUCAUCAAGGACAUUUUCUCUACUCCACUCAUCAAGAAUCUUGCAAAGAAGAUUCAACCAUUCAAUCUUGCCCAUGUUUAUUCAACUUCUAUUUUUUCAAAACCUUUAUUUUUCCAAGAUAAAAAAACAAUUACAUUUUUUGAUAUUAAAGGAGAAGAGUCUAGUGAAUCAUCACUUUUUGAAAAGGAUCUAUCUUUUAGUUUCUUCAAGUCAUCAUCAUCAAAGGAUAUGGGAAAUCUAUUGAAUCAAGAAGAAAUCAACUUUACAGUUCACCUACUCCGUUACUUGAUCAAUGUUCUCCAAAUUCCAUCGUCUUCCAUUUCAGUCGUCUCUCCAUAUCCAUGUCAAGCAAGAAAUAUUCACAACGCUUGUAUUCAAAAGCAAUUUCAAAAUCACAACUUAUCCGUCAAGGUUUUAUCAAGUGAUGGUUUUCAAUAUAAUCAAAAUGAUUAUACUAUAGUAUCAAUGGUUAAUAAUAGAUCUUGUGAAUCUAUUGAUUCCUCAAUUGGUUUUGAAAAUGAAGAAAGCUUUAUUAAAAAGAUUCAAAGUUCAACAAGAAAAGGAUUAUUUAUAAUUGGAAAUAUUGGUUCAAUGAAAAACAAAUCAUUAUGGAAACCUAUCGUAGAUCAAUUUGCUCCUCAUUAUGUUCAAUCGGUUGACACUAGCAAAAAUGAAAAACCAAUCUUUGCAACCGAGGACAAGGAUGAUUUCAUUAAAAUCGUGACCCUUCCAACGACAAACAACAACAACAGCCCAAAUGAAAUCCAUCCCAAUGUCCUCCCUUUCUUCUCGUCACUCCAAUUAACCAAUUCCUUUUCCAACAACAACAAUCAAUUAAAUUAA
Messenger RNA from Cavenderia fasciculata, 5250 nucleotides. RefSeq lists its product as uncharacterized. Gene Ontology annotation, cellular component: P-body; exosome (RNase complex). The transcript has 14 exons. Gene Ontology annotation, biological process: mRNA catabolic process. Gene Ontology annotation, molecular function: metal ion binding; helicase activity; 3'-5'-RNA exonuclease activity. The record is from RefSeq and is a predicted model, not a curated record. NCBI's taxonomy places the organism in Eukaryota, Evosea, Eumycetozoa, Acytosteliales, Cavenderiaceae. Bases 1 to 5250 code for a protein of 1749 amino acids.